Oppia nitens is the source of this 1156-nucleotide messenger RNA. Its product is annotated as ADP-ribosylation factor-like protein 4C. NCBI's taxonomy places the organism in Eukaryota, Metazoa, Arthropoda, Arachnida, Sarcoptiformes, Oppiidae. The record is from RefSeq and is a predicted model, not a curated record. Gene Ontology annotation, molecular function: GTP binding; GTPase activity. The transcript has 2 exons. Gene Ontology annotation, cellular component: cytoplasm. Gene Ontology annotation, biological process: intracellular protein transport; vesicle-mediated transport. The coding region runs from base 404 to 1009 and encodes 201 amino acids.
AAUACAAGUUAUGUGUCGAUUGAGUGACUGAACAGUGAGUGAAGUGUAUUGUAAUGAACCAAACAUUGAGUGCAUUAAAGGCAUCGAUGGCUGACUUAAUGCGCAAAAUCAGUGAUUUGUGUCUCAUUUGGCACUCAUUUGUCAAUUGAUAUCAUUUUAUCAGUAAAUCUGUGGAUAUAUUACUUGGUUUGCCAUUAAUUUUCUUAACAAUCGUCACAACAAUUGAUCCAUUGAUUGAUGUAUUUAGUGAUAACCAAUUGAAUGCCUUGUAGUGACCAAAAAAGUAGUCAUCGCGAGUCACAUGAAUGGCCACCAAAUGGUGCACUCAUUUCAUGUGAUGUUUUUAUAAACCAUAGGAUGUGUUGAAGUGAUAUCAUUUAGUAACCAAUAAAGUGAUAAUUAAAUGAUGGGUUCAUCGUUUAGCAAACGAUUACAAUCGUUGAUAGAUUUGGUGACAAAUUACAAGACAUUACAUAUCGUUAUGUUAGGUCUGGAUUCGGCCGGAAAGACAACAGCUCUCUAUAGACUAAAGUUUGACCAAUACUUGAAUACCGUUCCCACCAUUGGAUUCAACUGUGAAAAAGUUAAACUUAAUGGCAAAGCAAAGGGCAAUUCUUUCCUCAUUUGGGAUAUCGGAGGUCAGGACAAACUGCGACCACUUUGGCGGUCAUACACGCGAUGUACUGAUGGCAUCAUUUUUGUUAUCGAUAGUGUUGAUGAAGAAAGACUUGAAGAGGCAAAGAUGGAACUGAUGAGAACCGCCAAAUCACCGGAAAACUCAAGAGUUCCUAUACUUGUGUUGGCCAAUAAACAAGACCUUCCCGGAGCUAAAGACGCCAAUGAAAUCGCUAGACUUCUGGGUCUGUCAGACCUCAAUGGUAAACACUUAUGGCACGUGCAGUCAUCCUGUAGUGUCAUCGGUGAGGGUCUCGAUGAAGGACUAGACAUAUUGUAUGACUUGAUUACUGAACAAAAGAGAUUAAAUAAAUUAUCGAAAAUUAAAAGAUAAUAACCAUUACAUUCACUGAUUGUUUGUUCCAAUAAUAACUUAUUACUGAUUGAUAUAUUGUAUUAAUUAUUUGCAAUUUUUAUAAUUAUAAGACUAAUGUUAAUACCUUUUUAUUUGUAUAACAUUUUAAUAAUUACUAUAAUAAUU